This is a messenger RNA of Brienomyrus brachyistius, 1536 nucleotides long. RefSeq names its product integrin-linked kinase-associated serine/threonine phosphatase (gene ilkap). Lineage: Eukaryota; Metazoa; Chordata; Actinopteri; Osteoglossiformes; Mormyridae. The record is from RefSeq and is a predicted model, not a curated record. Gene Ontology annotation, biological process: protein dephosphorylation. The transcript has 10 exons. The coding region runs from base 277 to 1314 and encodes 345 amino acids. Gene Ontology annotation, molecular function: protein serine/threonine phosphatase activity; cation binding.
UAACCGCGGAUUGGUUAGUUUGAUUACCUAGCUCCCCAUAGACAUAUGACCUCCUUAUCAAUAUAUACAUUUUUAAUAUACAACUUAAAUAGUUCUGUUUAUUGUGCGUGAUAAGUUUACAGUUGUGAAACAAGAAUAAAAUUAUCAGGCAAAUGUACUUCACUUUUAAAAUCCCGUUGAAAUAUUUUUGCGGAAGCUUACUAGCCACUUUUGCUUCUUCGUAGAUUAAACGAAUUUAAGUACAAAGGCAUCAAGCAACCAUUGUCGCUUGAAAAGAUGGAUUUGUUUGGCGAUCUUCCUGAACCCUCUCAAACUGGGGACGUUACUGGGCGACCUCUCCAAGCAAUGGAUGACAGGUCUGACAAAAGGAAACAUGAGGUCUGCCGAGAUGGUGAAUCUGUGGAAGUGGAGAAAAAGAAAUUUUGUAAAGGUUGGGCCAGGCUCAGAGCGCAUGUUGCUGCCCGCCGAGGUGAGAGAGAAGAGAUGCAGGACGCGCACGUUAUCUUGCCUGAUCUCAACACCUCUAUGUCUUCACUUCACCAGGAAGUCUCCCGCCUAGCAUAUUUUGCAGUAUUUGACGGGCAUGGAGGUUCUCGUGCGUCACACUUUGCUGCCGAACAUCUUCAUCACACAUUAGCCUUGAAAUUUCCUAAAGGUGAGGUACAGAACCUGGACAAGCUGGUGAGGAAGUGUUUGGUGGAUGCAUUUAGACAAACAGAUGAAGACUUCCUGAAAAAGGCCUCUAGCCAGAAGCCAGUCUGGAAGGAUGGAACCACAGCAACUUGCAUGCUAGUGGUGAAUGAUGAUGUCUAUGUUGCCAACCUUGGAGAUAGCAGGGCUGUGCUGUGCCGAGAAGAACAGGAAGGGCAGGAUGACAACAAAAAAAUUGUCACUUUGGCACUUAGCAGGGAGCAUAAUCCAACCUGUUAUGAGGAGCGCAUGAGGAUCCAGAGGGCAGGUGGCACUGUCAGGGAUGGGCGUGUUUUCGGUACAUUGGAGGUAUCCCGGUCAAUUGGGGAUGGACAAUAUAAACGAUGUGGUGUGAUCUGCACACCUGACCUCCGACGCUGUCAGCUCUCUCCUAAUGACAAGUUUUUCAUUUUAGCUUGUGAUGGCCUCUUCAAGGUGUUUACGCCAGAACAAGCUGUUACUUUUGUCCUCAGUGUCUUACAGAAUGAUACAGCAGAGUGGAACAGAGACCAAGCUUGGAAGGAAGCAAGCUUUGAGGCAGCAUGCCAGCAACUAGCAAGUGAAGCAGUGCGACGUGGCUGUGCAGACAAUGUUACGGUCAUCCUGGUCUCUAUUGAUUUCUAAAAGAGUAUAGUUUCCCAGCCUGUCCAGACCUCUGACAUUUCCAUUGUCCCGUCCCCAAUUCUACCAAAACAAUAGUGAUGCUUUGGUAUUAUGUGGAAAUAAAUGUGCUUUUUUAUACAUCUUAAACUAAAUAUGUUUACUUGACUUGUUGUCUUGUAAAAACUGUCCACCAUCUGUAAAACAUAACAUUUCUGAUUAAAACAAAGUACAUAAAUCUGUUCA